Messenger RNA from Camelina sativa (false flax), 669 nucleotides. RefSeq names its product homeobox-leucine zipper protein ATHB-22-like. Gene Ontology annotation, molecular function: sequence-specific DNA binding; DNA-binding transcription factor activity, RNA polymerase II-specific. Gene Ontology annotation, biological process: positive regulation of DNA-templated transcription. The record is from RefSeq and is a predicted model, not a curated record. Gene Ontology annotation, cellular component: nucleus. Lineage: Eukaryota; Viridiplantae; Streptophyta; Magnoliopsida; Brassicales; Brassicaceae.
UUUUAACUCCAAGUUCCAAAUCAAACUCAAAAUUGUUCAUUCCUUUAUUUGGCUAAAAAGUAGUCACUUGAAAGUGAUUGUUGUACGCAGAAAUAGACAAAAGAGGAAAAAGAACAAGACAAAGAAUGGAAUAUUGGAGUAGCUCCUUCAUCGAUGGCGCUUCUUCCUCCAACUUCAUCUCUCCUUUCUACAACUUUGACCAUUUUCAAGGAAACCAAGACAACAGAUGUCUCGCUUCAGGUACAAUGGUAGGUGCACAACAAGGUAUGCUUCAUGUCCCUCUACAAAUGGUUGAAAGUGGUUAUGGAGAAGAAAGCAACAAUAACAAUGGACAGCAGAAGAAAAAGAAGAAGAUGACGAGCGAGCAGCUAAAGUUCCUUGAGAGAAGUUUUCAAGAAGAGAUAAAGCUGAGUCCGGAUAGGAAAAUGAAGCUGUCCAAAGAACUCGGGCUGCAGCCGAGACAGAUUGCGGUUUGGUUCCAGAACAGGAAAGCCAGGUGGAAGAACAAACAACUAGAGCAUCUCUAUGAAUCACUAAGGCAAGAGUUUGAUGUUGUCUGUAGAGAAAAAGAAUUGCUACAAGAAGAGCUUAUACAACUGAAAUCGAUGAUAAGAGAGAAUGGUUCAAACAAGAAGGUGCAAAACUGGGGAAAAGCCUUCAGCUAGAGGC